AUGAGUGUUGGAUAGGUUCAUCCUAGUUGCUCAUCUCCGAUUGAUACCAAGGAUUAUAAAACAGGAUUAGAGUAUAAUAUCCAUUUUACUUGAAUAGUUCACUCAAACUAUUUAAUACAAUAAGAUAGAGUAGGCACACAUCAAAAGAAACCACUCUCAUUAUUUCACCUAAACAGUAUAGCUAGAUUUUAUUCAAGUGCAAUAAGCAAUCGCGCAUUCCUAACUCCUAAACGUAGUUAGUUUACUAGUUAAGAUUAAAUUGUUGAGGAAGAUGAUUAUUUUAGAGACCGAAGAGCAAAAAGAAAAUUUGAUACUGCAUCCAGAAAAUUAAUGAUCCUAUUGAAUUUCUUUAGGCAUAUAAAUCAAACAAAAGACACAGAUAAAACAUCAUAGCUUAAAUAAAUUCACAAGAAAAGAAAAAAGCUGCCGUUCUAUCCAAAUUAGUUGCAAAUUUGGAAAUAAUUUAUGUCAGUGCAAACAUUAAUUACUUUGAUGUUGUAUCCAAUCUACAUUAGUCUCUCGGACUAUAAGAGUUUAGUAUUCAUAUUAAUCAUUUUAGGAUGUCUUGACCAUUCUUAUUUUGAUAUUGGAUAUUUUAUAUUUGGUUGACAUCAUUUUAAAAUAAGUUACAUGUCAAAUCGAUAAAAAUCAUAAUUUAAUCGAUACCUUCUAGGCCAUAUUCUUAUUUAAUCUAUAGAGAUGGCUAUUAUUCGAUAUCCUCAGUAUCAUCCCCUAUAAGUUAUUUGUUUAUGAUUUUACAGAUUAAUUGUGCUUAAAUCUCUUAAAAUUACUGAGAUUUGUUAAAUAUUUCAGCUACAACGAAAGAUAAAUCUACUAAGAGGCCUAAACAUCCUCAGACUAAUCCUAAUAUUUCGAGAGAUUAUUUUAACUAGAUGGGAAAUUGUUUAGCAUUUUGAAGAUAUUCAAAAAUAUGCUCAUCUUAAUCAGUCUUUUUGGAUGUUUGUUCCAUUCCGUUUUAUUAUAUGAUGGGAUUUCAUAAUAAGAAGAUAGCUCAAAAAUCUAUAUUCAAGGAUUGUACUGGGCUAUUCAAACAGUUACAGUCAUAGGCUACGGAGAUGUACCUAUGACAACAUCAACAUAAUAUAAUUUAACAAUUAUUUGGAUAUUUUUGGGAGUUGGGUUUUAUUCCAUGACUAUCGGCAACUUAGCUGCAAUUUUGGAAUAGCAAUCUGCAAAUGAAGGUUUUGAUGAAGACUUAGAAGCCCUGGAGACUCUGAUGUCUCAAAUCCUCAUACCAGAAGAAUUAAGUGCUUAACUAUUCUCCUAUUAUUAUUAUAAUAUUGAAAACAAUCCAUUUUGGAAUUACAAGAAGUAUUUCAUUUAUAUAAUAAAGAUGAUAGAAUCAUUGAAACCUUGCCGUCUCAACUUAAAGUAUUUGCCAUUGCAUUUUGUCAAAAACAACUAAUCGAAAAUGUUAACAUCUUCUCUUUUGAUAUCAAUUUUGCUGCUGCCAUCCUACCUCACUUUUCUAUUUACUGUUUCAAACAGUAUGAAACUAUAUACUUCAAUGGAUCCCCUAGUCUUGAAGUCUACUUCUUAGUGGCUGGAGAGAUUCGUCUAUGCGAUAAGGAUGGCAACACACUUCUUAAUAUCCAAGAAGGAUAUAUUUUUGGGGAAAUUGAAAUAUUGGAAGAUUGCUACAGAAAAUAAGCAGCAAUCGCCAGUAAGGACUCUGUUGUUAUAAUAUGUCCUGUAUUAUAAUUCUUACAAUUAGUUUAAGAUGAUGAAAAAUUGCUCUUUGAAAUUGAGUAAUUAGGUUUAAGAAGAAGACUCUUAUUGCAGGAAAACCUUUCCAGAAUUAAAAGUAUUUAUAUAUCCAUAUGUCUCAAUAGAAAAUGCCAAAUAAAUAAAAAGAAUAAGUGUAUUAGAUGGGGAACUAAUGAAUUAGUAUGUUUCAAAAAAGUAACUAUUAGAGAGACAAUUUAAAAGAAGCAUCAUUAAGGAUACCUAUCAAUAAAUACAUAAGAAAUUGAUUAGAUUCAUUUUUGGUCAGAAGCAAGAGAAAAAAUGGAAAUAUCAAGCUAUAUUUAAAAUGGCUGUCAGGAAAAUCAUAGAUCAUAGAAAAUAAGCAUUAUUAUUAUCAAGAAAACACAGUAUGGUUUUAGGUAAGUAGAUGCUUUAAAACUUUGCUCAAGUCAGAGAAGACGAAAAAAAUCUUCAGAAGAAAAUAUUGAAUAAUAAGAAAAGUGGAAAAUAUUAAAAAAGAGUGAAAAUUAAAGAUAUCAUAAAUCAUCAUAGAUAAAGUCGAAUAGCACCUAUGUUAAUCACGCCUUCCCCAUAUAAUGAGGAAAUUAUCAGUGAAGUUAAGGAAGAAAAAUAAUUAUUUAAACAAAAAUAAAAUUUAAUUGCCGAGUUAUCUAAUAAACUUAUUAAAAUAAAUUUAACUGGAUAAUUAAAAAUAUUUAAUACCCUAUAUGAAGAACUAAUGAAAAGCAUUGAUUUCUUAAAUGAGAUUUAGUAUCAAACUAAUUAAUCUGUAGAAGAAAUGGAACUAAUAUACUAUUAAAUAUCUUCAUUGAUUAUAUCUAUUUUUUGA
Molecule: messenger RNA, 2557 nt
Organism: Paramecium octaurelia
Lineage: Eukaryota; Ciliophora; Oligohymenophorea; Peniculida; Parameciidae
Source: the annotation of a GenBank genome assembly